Molecule: messenger RNA, 3258 nt
Organism: Closterium sp. Yama58-4
Lineage: Eukaryota; Viridiplantae; Streptophyta; Zygnematophyceae; Desmidiales; Closteriaceae
Source: the annotation of a GenBank genome assembly
AUGGCGGCUUCAGCGCGAGUUCGUCCGCAGCGAUGGCAUUGCUCAGCGCUGCGCGUGUUACUCACCACGACCACCUUUUUGGCCUUCUCGAUUGCGGUCGAUAGCAGAGCUGCACCUGUGGCCUUAAUGGCGAGCCAAGAUUCACCCGAGGUCUUAGCCACGCUGGCAGCACCUGUGUCGUUUAAGUCACAGCUAAUGCAGUCCUCACCUGUUUCUGAGGUCGGGGUGAUGGUGACGAGGAGACGGUUGCAGGCGGAAGGGGGGGGAUUGAGUCAGGAGGAUGAGGAGGAUGAGAGGAGGCAGGAGGAAGAGGAGAAGAGGGAGGAAGAGGAGGAGAGGAAGGUGGAGGAGGAAGAGAAGGAGGAGGUGGAAGAGGAGAAGAGGGAGGAGGAGGAGGAGGAGCAAGGUAGAGGGGAGGAGGGACGGGAGGGGAGUGGGGAGGAGCAGGCGGGCGGGGCGGAGGAUAAGGGGAAGGGAGGAGAAGAGGAGGAGCAGGACGAGGAGGGGGUGUUGGCGGAGGGGGAAGGGGAGGAGGAACAGGAGGAGGGGGAGGGGAAGGAACAGAAGGAGGGGGAGGGGGAAAGGAAGGAAGGGGAGGAGGAGGAGGAAGAAGAGGAGGAGGGCGCACAGGGCAAGGAGGAGAAUUCAAGAAGUAAUGGAGGUUUCGGUGAUAGCAGUGGUGGUGGUGCCGGUGUUGGUGGUGGUGACAAUGGAGAAGCAGGAAUGGAAGGAGAAGGGAUGGGAGGGGGAGAAACAGGAGCGGGGGGAGGGCAAACGGGAGGAGGGGGAGGGCAAACGGGAGGAGGGGGAGGGCAGACGGGAGGAGGAGGUCAAACGGAAGGGGAGGAGGGCGGCAGGAGGCCGGGAGGGGAGGAGGGCGGCAGGAGGCCGGGAGGGGAGGAGGGCGGCAGGAGGCCUGGGGGGCGGCGCUACGUACCGCCACUGGACGCCGUGAUUGCGAACGUGACUGGCGGCAGGGACCGUCCCAUUGUGGUGGUCACUGCUCGUGCCGUCAACCUCGAAUUCGUUCACAACUGGUACCUGUCAGUGCGGGGAAAGCGCAUGGGGCGGCGGGUGCUGUUCAUUGCAGAGGAUUACCAUUCCUUCCGCCUGCUGAACCGCCAGUUUCCCAUGCAGGCAGCUCUCAUUGUCACUCCCAAGAAGGACCAGACCGCAGGCAUUGAGGACCGGCGCCCAUGGCACUUCCUUCGCCUUCUGCAACACAACGUCUCCUUCCUCUACAAUGAUCCGGACAUGGUGUGGCUGCAGCUGCCCUUUGGGUACUUCAACGGUGACUUCGACCUCUGGGCCGCCUCUUCCUCUGCCACCUUCGACGCCCCUCAGCAGCCCACCGACGACGCCGCCGCCCCAACCACCACCAACCACCACCACCUCCGCCCCACACCUCUCCUACCCAACCAACCGCUCUCCACCGCUCUGCUUUUCUUCCGCGCGUCCCCAGGCGCCCGGGCGGUGGUGCAGGCGUGGCAAGCGGAGCUUAAGUUUAUUGUCAUGAAGACGAGGAAGUUGGGUGUGCCGAUGAACCAGAGCGAGGGCGCGUUCAAUCGCGCAGUUCGAGGGGUCGGGAACGCCGCCAGGGUCGCGCUGCUGCCGCAGCUGCUGUUCCCGUCGACGGCGCUUUACUUUAGUGAUCCCUCAUUUCGUUCGGAUCUGGAAGCAAAAUCAAUAAGACCAGUUGUGCUACACAGCAGUGCAAUCGAGAACAGGCUUGAAAAGAAGAGCCUUUUAAAGAGUCACGGCCUCUGGGGCCUCUCCUCCUGCGUCUCUCUGCGCUGGCUGGACAUUGCCAGCAACAGCAUCUCCUCGCUUCAACCACUCACGUCGCUCACUGCCCUCCUGGUCCUAAAGGCCAGUCACAACAUGAUCGCAGACGUCUCUCCUCUCACGCAUCUGGCGAAGCUGCAAGCCCUUAUUCUCAACAAUAACCUGCUUGGCUCCCUCUGCAAUCUAGCGCCCCUCACUGCUCUCAACACGCUGGUGCUAUCCCACAACGAGCUGCCUGCUCUCGGCAAUUCACUGCGCGGCCUUUCUGCUCUUAAGAAGCUCUCCCUGUCCAGCAACGGUCUCACAUCACUCACCAACGACCUCAGUGGGUGCAUGUCUCUGGAGGAGCUGCGACUGGCACAUAACCACAUCUCGGCCCUCUCCCCCGCCCUCUCCUCCCUCACCCGCCUCCGCAUUCUCGAUCUCUCCUCCAAUCGGAUCGCCUCGCUCAAGCUUCUCUCGCUCGCCACCCUCGCCGCCUUCCCCCGCCUCUCCUCCCUCUCCGUCCGCGGCAACCCUUUGCUCGGGGACAAUACUUCCAAGGUUGAAGCGCAGAUUCUCACGCACCUGCCUCGCUUGCGACUGUUGGAUUCGCGCAAGGUGGGGAAGGGAGGAGGGAGGGUGCGAGACGCAGAGGGGGCUGGGGAGGAGGGCGAGGUACUGGGUGAUAGCAGCGGAGAUGCUACUAUGGAGGAUGAGGAGGCGAAGGAGCUGAAGGGAGAGGCAGGGAAAGGGAAGAAGCCGGGGCAGAAGACGAAGCAGGGGGGUGGAAAAGGGGGGGAAGAGGGGCAGAAGCAGGAGGAAGGGGGAAAGGAGGGGAAGCAGGAGAGAGAGAAGACAGCAGAGGUGGUUAAGGAGAAAGGAGAAGAGACUCACAGUGCUGCUGGUGGUGCUGCUGGUGGUGCUGCUGGUGGUGCUGCUGGUGGUGCUUGUGCUGUUGCUGGUGCUGGUGGUGAUGCUGCUGUUGCUGGUGGUGAUGCUGCUGUUGCUGGUGCUCAUGCUGUUGCUGGUGCUGCUGGUGAUGCUGCAGUGAGGGCGGAGGGGAAGAGAGCGAAAAGAAUCAAGGCCAGGGAGGAAAGGGAGGCGAAGGUGGUGUAUGGGAGCGAUCUGCUUCUUCCUGUAAUGGUAGACAGGAAGGGAGGGAAGAGGGAGGUGAUGGGGGGAAAUGGGGGAAAGGAAGGGGAAGUGAAGAGAGAAGGGAAGAAAGUAGGGGAAGGGAAAGGGGAGGGUGCGAAGGGGGUGAAGCGAAAGUCAGAAGUGGUGGUGGGGAAGGGCGUGGGGAAGGGAGAGGAGGACAGUGUGUGGAUGGCUGAAGGCAGGGCAGGGUUGCCAGAGAUCAAGUCCGGGAAUGUCAGGGUUUUAGAGAAGGUGAAGGGAAUGGAGAAGGUGGGGAAGAAAGGAGGUGUAGCUAAGGUGCUGAAGAGUGAGUGGGCUGACACGAUUGGGGAGGGAGGGGAGUCGGCGUGGGACUGA